Drosophila elegans is the source of this 771-nucleotide messenger RNA. RefSeq names its product myosin light chain alkali (gene Mlc1). Gene Ontology annotation, cellular component: muscle myosin complex. The coding region runs from base 98 to 565 and encodes 155 amino acids. The record is from RefSeq and is a predicted model, not a curated record. The transcript is spliced from 6 exons. Gene Ontology annotation, molecular function: calcium ion binding. Lineage: Eukaryota; Metazoa; Arthropoda; Insecta; Diptera; Drosophilidae.
CCUCAGAAUUACCUUGCCGUGCUGCCGCUGACGAAUAACGUUCAGUCGAGACCGAGCUCAUCCGCGAUACAGUUGAUUUUCGCAUCAAACAGACAAAAUGGCUGAUGUUCCAAAGCGUGAAGUUGAAAAUGUCGAAUUCGUUUUCGAAGUCAUGGGCUCCGCCGGCGAGGGCAUUGAUGCCGUCGAUCUAGGUGAUGCCCUCCGCGCCCUGAACUUGAACCCCACCUUGGCGCUGAUCGAGAAGAUGGGCGGCACCAAGAAGCGCAACGAGAAGAAGAUCAAGAUGGAUGAGUUCCUGCCCAUCUACUCACAGGUGAAGAAGGAGAAGGAGCAGGGCUGCUAUGAGGACUUCAUUGAGUGCUUGAAGCUCUACGACAAGGAGGAGAACGGCACCAUGAUGCUGGCUGAGCUGCAGCACGCCCUGCUGGCGCUUGGUGAGAGCCUGGAUGACGAGCAGGUGGAGACUCUGUUCGCCGACUGCAUGGACCCCGAGGACGAAGAAGGAUUUAUCCCCUACUCUCAGUUCGUCCAGCGCCUGAUGAGCGAUCCAGUCGUCUUCGACUAAACACAUUCCUCGCCAGAAUGUGUGAUAGACCAGAUCAGCUAAAAUAGUUGAAAACAACAGCUACAAACCAACUACAACAACACCAACAAACUUUUAGCGACAACCAUUCUCCAUAGAUGUUAUAUUCAUCGCUAACUCUCUCUAUCUCUCUCUCGUAUAUUAUUUUAAUUAAAAAUUACUUCUGCUACUACAACUGCAAAAUUGAA